Messenger RNA from Spizellomyces punctatus DAOM BR117, 4839 nucleotides. RefSeq lists its product as uncharacterized. The transcript has a single exon. The coding region runs from base 1 to 4839 and encodes 1612 amino acids. NCBI's taxonomy places the organism in Eukaryota, Fungi, Chytridiomycota, Chytridiomycetes, Spizellomycetales, Spizellomycetaceae. The record is from RefSeq and is a predicted model, not a curated record.
AUGAUCAGCACGUCCUUUUUAUCUUCCUUUUCGAGCGUCAGUCCUGAACAGUAUGUAGCGCGGAAAAUAGUGUCACUCAGCGCUCGUCUUCGUAUUCUGCGGGAGCGAACCAUAAACUUCCAACAGCGUCACACCAGAAGAAGGUUUAAAGGACUGAGUCGCGAAAGGAGCAAAGCCGGUCGGGACCGCGUUACGGUCAUUCAUGAGAAGGGCAAGAGUUAUAAUGAUUAUAAUGGGGACUGCGAUCUCCCUCCCCCUCUGCCACCAAAGGAUGAUGUCGCUCCUUUGCCAUCAUGGGUGGUGAUACCUGUUCCGCUCUCCUCUACGCUCGUUCAAGAAGCGGUCGGUGAAACUAGUGGAUCUGUCGGACCGGCUCCUGUACUUGACGAGACGGCCCAUUGCGAGAGUGAAGCCUGCCCAUCGACACCCAAUCUUCCAACUCCCUCACUUGAACUCCAGCAUGAUACCGACCUUAGCCCACGUUCGAUCGAUCAUAUUGUAACCGAGAUAGAUGAAAGUACCGCUGCCAAAGCAGCGGAGCAUAAUCCGGCGCAGGAUGUGGAGACCGUGACGAUAUCGAGCGCCGUUAACGCAAUCGCAAUACUGUCUGACCACAAUGCGGCUAAGGUCGUGGACUCCUACCCGACGCAUGUGUCAGUCAAGACGCUUGUACAAAAGUUUUCUUUGUCGUCUUCUACUACUGUGGAUAACAUGCCAUCCCGUGUACCGCCAGCGGACAGCGUUCUGACCGGCAUUGACACGCGGUCUGAGGAUGAAUGUCCGCUCCCUGUAGUCGAGACAGUCUCCGUCCCAGCGUCAAUUGAAAUGUACCACGCGGACGUGACGUUGGCGCAAAAUACACAGUCUGAAUCAACGGUCGUGACUCCUCUAGAAGCCGCAGUCCCGCAAGAGGUGCUGCCUUCUGUCACUCAUGUGCCGCCUUUACAAACAGUGGAGGAUAAUUCAUCCAUCGAUUUCGGCGUUGCAUCCAACAGUAAAGCGACAAAUCUUGAAGACCAUGACGUCGACGCUGGUUUGAGCAGUGCGGAAAGUCCGGAAUCAAACAUUUCAAUGUCUUUUCUCCAGUCCGGGAAUGAUGAAGUUCCACGACACCCUGCUCUCGCGACACACGUCGAUGGCUCCAACAACCAUGUUGAAGAGCUGUCGCUUUCCCUUCCCAACGCCACCAAAAACGUCUCCACUUCACCUACACCUGAUGUUCAGUCACGUCCACGCAGUCCUGCAGGGCAGAUAGCACCAGGAGAAAUUGAACCCAUUCCUGUCUCCUCUCCGGAGGACUCAAACCCUCUGGUGAAACCACAAAAUGACAAUGUAACAUCGGAAGGAGCACACUCAAGUCUGCCACAAGAAGCCAUCAAGCCAUCUCGGCCGCACCCAGACUCUGGCAUUGCUCUGACCGAUACAGCCUCUUUAGACACAAUGGCCAGAGUUGACUGGGAGGAUGAUAGGUAUUCUCGACCGUCUUUUGCUCAAUUUGCUGGCAUUUUCAAUGGGAAAUUUGCCGUGCGGUCGAAAUCUCAAACCUCCCAGGGCAGCAGCGCUGAAGAACAUGGGUCACCAAAGACUGCCUUGGGUGAGGGCCAGCUUGGCUUAAAAUCUAAUGAGAAGAUCAACAAAAUGAUCUCUGAAGGGAGCAAACUACCUCGACGGUCUCUACAACUUGCGACCAGAGUGUUCUCUGAAAAAAUUCCCGACCUUGCCAACAUGCGAUCUCGUUCAUCCGAUACGGUCCCCAGCCAACGCCCACUGGACGACAGAGUUAUAGAGAGGGUGAGAAGGUCGAAGACAUCGCUACAUACCUUGUUGAAGAGUGCUAUGGACGCUUCAAAAGCUGCUGGGUCUAUUACACGCAGAAAAGAAGCUGGUAUAAUCGUUCCAGAGACGAAGAAACAGGACAUGAUGAACCAAACGCAUCACAAUGAGGAUUCUGUGGUUAAAGACGAUUCAUGUUCGUUUGUUGUCCAAAACACGACGGAAGCGGGUACGGUCUCCAAAGCACCUCCCAGUAACGACGCUCAAACGGCCAACGGAUAUCCGUCUGAAGCCUCAGAUGGUCUGACACUGACACCAAAACGCCCUAAUUCGACGUUGCGUCGAAGUACAAGGUCCAUCUCCGAGAUCGCGGUAUCGGACAUCCAAGUACGGGAAUCCAACAACGAGUUGGAAGGUUGCACUAUGGUCGUGGAAACGGCGGCGCCCGAUACAUACGCAGUGGACGAAAUGACGUGUGAUAGCAUUGAAAAUGAUAUUACCCCCGUGCAGGCUUGUACUGCAGAUGCCUCGAUCACCGUGGAGGCGCCAGCCGACAACGUUCAGGAUGUGCCAGAAUUGGACAAUUCACAACCUUCCAUACCGUCAACGAAUUGUGUCGCACACAUAGAUGACGAUGUCGAUCAUAUUUCCCCUGUGGUUAUGAUGGAUGGCUGUGAAGAGCAGGCGAAUGACGUUGACGACACGAAGGCACCUCGACCCGAAGAUGACAAUACAGAGAACAAUAAGAUCCCUGCAUUGCAACUGCUUGCUUCCGACAAGACCUCACCCAGUGAGGUUACGCACCGCCCAGGGUCAAGUUGUGCCCGAUGCGCAGAGAAAGAGAUAUCGGCCACGGCCAAUCUGGAUGCGACUCGCCAAAAGCGAAAGCGUAACCGAUUUUCGCGGCAAUCAUUGAACAGUCUCCUGACGCACCUGACCGACGCAUUUGCCAAACGUGAUGAGAAAGUAAAGCUUGAUCCACAGACGCCAGAAGCGCUGCCUUCUGACACCCAUGACCGUGAGAACACUACGCCAGCGAUGCAACCGCCGUCGAUACAGGAGGCGACAACGUUACCGGUUAGCAUAUCAGAAAAGGAUACUCAAGAACUGGCAAGCCGCAGACCAGAAGACAUCAUUCCACCCAAGCAUGCAGACGAUUGCACUCUGGAGAAAUUCGACAAGGCCACCGAAGCGCACACGAACGCCAUUGCAGAAUCAACCAUGGUUGCCGCUAACAUCCAAACCGUGGCCACGAUGGUGCUGUCUUCGAUGAGUGAGACAAAGAGUAUGCCUGAAGCGGUGCCUGCCUUAGCUGCUGAGGUGAAUCCUACCGCACAACCAGUCAAUUCAGCAGCACUAGACUCGACACUGUCCAUCUUGGAAACUCUCAGCAGACAAGUGACUGUUUUGCAACAAACUGUUGAAGAGCUGGCGGCUGCUAGAGCUCCUUCACGGGUAUCAUAUCAGGGCAGUGAAAGAUCGCAUUCAAUUCCUCCGCCGCCGCCGUCCAUAUCCGACGCACCCAGGAAAUCAAUCUGGCACCAACAGCGUUCUCAGAAGACAAACAUGAUAGACAGACUUCGGCGGUCAGUUGUGCGUCUCGGUUCCAAUGUAGGAAAGGAAAAGUCUGAACCUGAAGCGAAACCUGUCGUUGAAUCAACUCGGGUGGAUGCACCCCGGGGUUCCUUUCAAGGUGGAACCGAAGGCGAACCUGCCGUUCAAUCAACUCUGGUGGAUGCACCGCGGGGCUCCUUUCAAGGUGGAACUGAAGCGAAACCUGUCGUUCAGUCAACUUUAGUGGAUGCACCUCGGGGUUCCUUUCAAAGUGAAACUGAAGCGAAACGGGUCAUUCAUUCAACUCUAGUGGAUGCACCUCGGGGUUCCUUUCAAAGUGAAACUGAAGCGAAGCCUGUCAUUCAGUCACCUCUGGUGAAUGCACCGCGGGGUUCCUUUCAAGGCAUAUGCGUCAAAAUCGACGAAGGACGGUUGACUGAUGAGAUUUUCAUUGAACGUAAAUUAGCUGAUGAAUACAACUUCAAUGGAGUGGACGACAUAGUUCAGCCUUUAUCAGAAUUUUUACCAGAGAAAGAAACGGUUGAGCUAUCCAUUUCUGAUUCACAACCGGCUACCAGCUUCGAAGUGAGCAACAUGCCUGACAAUCUUGUAACGCCCUCGCAGCAUGAGCCUUUGCCGGAAGAGGCGGAUGAUUGCAGCAUUUUCCCCACGGAUUCCCAACCAAUGCAGACAUCAGUCAUCGGCCCACCUGAGCAAAAACGAUCAUCCCUACCAAGAAUGGCUUCGGCGCUUCUUAGACGCAAGCCGACUAAAUUUUCGGGCAAGCAAUUAAAGUUGCCUCAACAAGCCCUCGAAACCAUCGAUCAGCAGGUGGUAGUAAUCCCAACUCCUUUACCUGCAUCCCCCCAGCUAGAAUACCCGCCUGCGGACUUUGUCAGCUCCCGUCAGCUUUCGAAACCAGGAACAUCUUCCAUACGCUUGUUCACUAAGAAGGUGCCAUCAUCCACAGGACGGCGCGAUUGUAAUCGUAGUCGAUCUGUCGACGACCUUACAUGGAGAAGUCGUCUUACGGACCUGUUUGCCAAAGAACGUGAUCCAAUUUUGAAGGCAGUGGACCAGGCGUGGAUGAAUAUGACUAUCGAGGAUGAAGGACCUGACGUGGAAACGUCAAGGGUUCUGAGACGCGCACGAAGCGAGGAAUAUGGCAGGCUGCCUUCUCAUUCCACACGAAUGAAGACGCGAAAGAAUACUCCCCAGCUGAGGAAAAGCGUUCAGGCUCCCUCAGCGGUACGAUCAGAUGCCAAACCUCUACCAGAUCGCCCAAGCGAGCCACCAGAUGAAUAUUCCGAUAGAAAAGGAAAAGCUCUCACUGCUGAACCGGAUUCAUUCAUUCCGUCUUCACAGGCAGAAGUGCCCGCCGGAGCCCAUUCCUAUCGCCGCGAUCUUCGAGCAUUAUACUCGGUGGACUAUUGUCCUGCAGCUCCGAGCAAAGGAGUACCAGCUGGCACUGUAAUUUCGCUUCCCGGGGUCUACUUUGGCGAAAAUAUGUGA